Aplosporella prunicola CBS 121167 is the source of this 632-nucleotide messenger RNA. The record is from the annotation of a RefSeq genome assembly. NCBI's taxonomy places the organism in Eukaryota, Fungi, Ascomycota, Dothideomycetes, Botryosphaeriales, Aplosporellaceae.
AUGUGCCACACGCAAAGCAAACACUACACCGUCUGCCGCCACACCAUCACGACGACAAUGCCGUGCGCUAGCGCCCUCACUGCCGCCCUCACUGCCACCAGCAACAGCAACAGCAGUAGCAACACUAACCGCACCACCACCACCACUAACACCACCAGCAGCAGCACACCCACCCAACCCCAUCACCAACAACUCCAGCAACUCCAGCGCCCCCCUCCCCCACGCCACUUCUGCCCCCACUCCACACAAACCGCAACCCAGCAAACGCAGCGCCGGCGCUGCCCCCCCUGCCGCAAGCAGCGCGCGCGCGCCGAAGCCCUGCGCAAACUCCGCAACAGCGACGCGGUGCGCAAGCGCGAGAUGGAUCGCGCCGCGAGGGAUGCGUUGGGUGGGAAGAGGUAUUGGUGGGAGGAUUGUAAACGGGAGGGUUAGGUGGGUGCGGGUGUGGGUGUGCGUGGUUAUGCGUGUGGUUAUGCGGGCUUGCGUUUACUUACUCACUUGGCAUAUGGGCUUUCGGAGUCUGACUAGACACUACUACCUAAGGGAUUGUGGGUGCGGCUUGUUCGUUCUCUUUCGGCCUUUAGGCUCGGAACAAAGAACGGAGUUGGGGACGGUGUUGGUGAAGUAUUACU